AUGGCCAUGCCAGUAGCAGGUAACACAUCACCUGUGAUGCCUCCUUCGGGUCAGUACCUAUCUGCACCUGUGAACACGAUCGUCAGUCAGAAGGGAUGUGACCAAGCUCAGGUGAUCAACCUUAUGGAAAUGACCAAGGUUGAAUACACACACCUUCAGCACCUCAUUCAAUCCCAUAUGUUAGCUCAGCACGGUGCCGAAGAGGUCCAGGGAAAUCCACUGUCUUCUACAGACUGCGAGAGUGAAAAGAGCUGCAAGGUGUCUCCAUCUCCAUACACGUCACCUGAGUGUCAUCCAGAUGCAUCUUCUUCAUCCUCUUCAGCCACAGAUGUGCUGUUUGUUUCAGUGCCUAAUAACCAGGGAUCAGAAGACAGUAAGGAAGUUAAAAUGCUGCUUUACAGUGAUCUGAAUAACACCAGUUGUUUAGGACAGAGCACUCCACUCUGCAGUGGUGAGGUUCCCAGCUCCGAGGAGACAAACAUCAGGUCUAUCAGGGAGGCAGUAAGAGAGAGAACCCGAAUGGGCCUUGGUUCAAGACCUAACCCACCCGCACGGGUUUGUUUGGAGAAGAGGUUCGCUUGCAACUCGAGCGAUUUAACCGAAAAACAAGAAGCACAGGCUGCAGUACUGAAUACAUUUUUGUCGAUACUUUGCAACUCUACGGACAUCACAGGUAUCGCGGUUCAUUCACAGCCAGAAGUGAGUUCUGAAGCAGAGAAGACGGCUGCAGUAGCUCAUUCGUACGCAGGCAAUCAAGGUAAUUGCUGUCAGCUGGCGGAUUGCAGCAAACAUCCUGAAGACAACGCAUCCAAGAAGCCGAGCAUCAGUAAGACUGCUGACUCUGUGCCAAGCUCCCCGUGUAUCAUAUACACUGACACGACUAAUGAGGAGCUAGUCAUUAACAUUGAAAAUGACAUCAUUCAAAAAGCUGUGAAGCGAGCCAAGAGGCAGGGAGCCCGAACUUUGCAAGUCCGGAAUCCAAAUAUAAUACAGGGGCCAGAAAAAUGGAAACCGGACAGCACUCUGCCUGCCGGUAAAUCGGGUCGGACAACCCGACCUCCUUUAAAGGUUAAUCAGCGUAGAGAGAAACACAACUUCAAAGAGAGAGACCGCAGGAAAAGAAUUCGUCUGUGUUGCAACGAGCUGAACACGUUGGUACCGUACUGCAACUCUGAUACGGACACAGCCACAACGCUUCAGUGGACAAUCGCCUAUCUCAAAUACAUCAGAGAGAUCUACGGAGACUCUCUAAAACAGGGCUUUCAGAAAACGUUCUGCGGGACAACCGGCGUUCGGAUCAAGCCGAGUUGUGCAGACGAUGCCACAAAAUGUGAGAAGGCAACAUCCAAGGAGUGACUUAUCUGCAAUCCUGCUGUAUACCUUUAAUCCG
Messenger RNA from Tachysurus vachellii, 1390 nucleotides. RefSeq names its product transcription factor-like 5 protein. The coding region runs from base 1 to 1356 and encodes 451 amino acids. Gene Ontology annotation, cellular component: nucleus. The record is from RefSeq and is a predicted model, not a curated record. Gene Ontology annotation, biological process: spermatogenesis; regulation of DNA-templated transcription. The transcript is spliced from 6 exons. Lineage: Eukaryota; Metazoa; Chordata; Actinopteri; Siluriformes; Bagridae. Gene Ontology annotation, molecular function: RNA polymerase II cis-regulatory region sequence-specific DNA binding; DNA-binding transcription factor activity, RNA polymerase II-specific; protein dimerization activity.